This is a messenger RNA of Trichobilharzia regenti, 450 nucleotides long. The record is from the annotation of a GenBank genome assembly. Lineage: Eukaryota; Metazoa; Platyhelminthes; Trematoda; Strigeidida; Schistosomatidae.
AUGACUGGUGUCACUCAAUCCCAAGUUGAUCGGUUAAUUAGCGAACUAGGACCUCAUGUGGAUACAGAAGAACACCGUGUAGGACUUGGCUUGAAGGUGUAUGGAUGGUUUUUGAAGGCUAAACCUGAAUAUAUUUCCAAAUUCUCAAGACUUCAAGGUCUCGAUGAAAGCAACUUUGCGCAAUCAGAAGGAAUUAAAUAUUACUCAAGGACCCUGAUUGAGGCACUUGUGCCAAUAUUGCAAGCAGCAGCUAAUAAAAAUGAAUUGGACAAGCUGUGUUUGAAUGAAGCUGUUCUACACCGAACUCGUCAGGUAUCGGAAGAAACCUUCAAGAAUUCGCUUCCGAUAUUUUUAGACAUUUUUGACCACUAUUUGGAAGAUCCAGCGAAUAAGGAAACAAUGAGGAAAAUUUUGAAAUAUGUAUUUCCGGCAAUCGGUACUCAAAUAUAG